ACCCUGGGAAGUUGUGGAUAUACAAGAGGAACUGCUGUCGUCUCUGCUGCGGGCACUCUUAUGGCUUGAAGGCAGGGCCAAAACCGGGGACACUUCUCUUCAUGGAUUUCCCAAAUAUGUCCUUGUAUGAUGAUGGCUAUGAGAACCGAACCUUCAAUGGGUCCGGCUCGGAGCAGAAGGUCCAUCAGUACAACUACUACGCCAUGCUCCUCACCCUCCUCAUCUUCAUCAUCGUCUUUGGCAACGUGCUGGUGUGCAUGGCUGUGUCGAGGGAGAAGGCCCUCCAGACCACCACCAACUACCUGAUAGUCAGCCUGGCGGUUGCAGAUCUGCUGGUGGCCACGCUGGUGAUGCCCUGGGUGGUCUAUCUGGAGGUGGUCGGGGAGUGGCGGUUCAGCCAGAUCCACUGCGACAUCUUUGUCACCCUGGACGUUAUGAUGUGCACAGCCAGCAUCCUCAACCUCUGCGCCAUCAGCAUUGACAGGUACACCGCUGUAGCGAUGCCAAUGCUUUACAAUACCCGCUACAGCUCCAAGCGCAGGGUCACCGUCAUGAUCGCGGUGGUUUGGGUCCUGUCUUUUGCCAUCUCCUGCCCGCUGCUUUUCGGGCUGAACAACACAGAGAAGAAUGAGUGUAUCAUUGCCAAUCCUGCCUUUGUUGUGUAUUCCUCUAUCGUCUCCUUCUACGUUCCCUUCAUUGUCACCCUGCUGGUGUACGUACAGAUAUACAUAGUGCUGCGGAAACGCAGGAAGCGCGUCAACACCAAGCGCAUCGCCACCCACCUGGGCCCGGACUCGGACACGCAGGCACCGCUGAAGGACAAAUGCACUCAUCCGGAAGAUGUGAGGCUGUGCUCCCUCAUCGCGAAGUCCAAUGGGAGCUUCCCGGUGAAUAAACGCAAAGUGGAAGCCAUGAAUCACAUUGAAGAAAUGGAAAUGGCGACCAGCACGAGUCCUCCAGAGAAGAGCAAACACAACAAGCCGCCCGUGGCCAGAAACAAUGAGUUGGGGCUGCCAGCCACCUCCAAACAGUGCGCCCAUUCUGGCCUGCAGUCUCCAAUCGACAGCCCGUCCAAAGUGGAGAAGAACGGGCACACGACCAACCACCCCAAGGUGACCAAGGUCUUUGAGAUCCAGACCAUGCCCAAUGGCAAGACGAGGACCUCCCUCAAGACCAUGAGCAGGAGGAAAUUUUCACAGCAGAAGGAGAAGAAAGCCACCCAGAUGUUGGCCAUUGUUCUAGGCGUCUUUAUCAUCUGUUGGCUUCCCUUCUUCAUCACCCACAUCUUGAACAUGCACUGUGACUGCAACAUCCCACAGGCCAUGUACAACGCCUUCACGUGGCUUGGCUACGUCAACAGCGCGGUCAACCCCAUUAUCUACACCACCUUCAACAUUGAGUUCCGAAAGGCCUUCAUCAAGAUCCUCCACUGCUAGCUCCCCCUGUUGGCCAGAUGCACGAACAGCAUGGUCCGACCCAGGGGGAGGUGUGUUGGGAUCUGGAGACAAGCUCACAGAGUUACGUGCCAUACAUUCAUGCUUGGACCGCGGGGAUGAGAUAGCGUCUUGGUGAAAGGCUGUCUCACCGGAGAGGCGACGUUUGGACUCCAGGAGAACAGUGCAAACGAGUUCAUUUCAAAUGCCACAUUUGCACUGUGCUUUGUUUUAUAUAUAUAUAACGAAAACUAGGGGAACACAAACACACACAACAACAGCACCACUCGUGGUCCGCAAGGCCUCCAAAGCGCUGGCCCCCAAACAGACACUGCUGGCAGCUUUUGUGCAUUGUCGCUAGGGAUGCAUUUCUCACCAAAGACCCCCAUCGCCCAGCCGGCUUAGCAACAGACCCUCCCCCACCCUCAAUUCCUGGGAAUCAUGAGCUUGCCUUCAAACUUCAGCCGCCCGCAUGGGGUUUUAUGGAACCGCUAAGGCCUGGAGUGACCACCUUCCCAAAAGCAAUCAUUUGCCAGCCCCAUGAGCCCAAGGGAAACGGGACAUCAGGGCACGGUGGGAAUACCAUCACACCAAUGUAUAUAUGAUUAAGUGGAAUGAAUUGAGCAAAAGCCCAAGCCAAAAAAUAAUAAUAAUAAAUGAACCAACAAGGUCUCCAAAAA
Messenger RNA from Heteronotia binoei (common prickly gecko), 2113 nucleotides. RefSeq names its product dopamine receptor D2 (gene DRD2). The transcript has 8 exons. Gene Ontology annotation, biological process: adenylate cyclase-activating adrenergic receptor signaling pathway; adenylate cyclase-inhibiting dopamine receptor signaling pathway. Gene Ontology annotation, cellular component: glutamatergic synapse; presynaptic membrane. The coding region runs from base 102 to 1436 and encodes 444 amino acids. The record is from RefSeq and is a predicted model, not a curated record. NCBI's taxonomy places the organism in Eukaryota, Metazoa, Chordata, Lepidosauria, Squamata, Gekkonidae. Gene Ontology annotation, molecular function: dopamine neurotransmitter receptor activity, coupled via Gi/Go; G protein-coupled receptor activity.